UCAAGGCUGUUUUUGUAUCUGCUUCAGAGCGGAGUGAACCGCUAAAUUACGUUAAUGACUAGUGGUGGGUGUAAUUUCCUCUAAAACUAAGUUUUAAUUCCACGAUUCGUAAAGGAAAACUGACUUGCCCAGUGACGCGACGUAUUAGAUGGGAUUUGUAGAGUAAAAUGGUAAUCUCUUACGCUUUUUGAAGGGAACUCCUGUCUACUCUCCCUUCGACUGGGACGAGCGCAUUAGAUCGAGAGGAGCCUGCUGUACCGAGGAAAAAGCCUCAUGUUUUCGCCAAGUCAAGAGGAGCACUGCGCCCUGACCAAAGACCCAGUGAAAUACGGAGAGCUGGUAGUCUUAGGGUACAAUGGCUCCCUGCCCAACGGGGACCGCGGUCGAAGGAAAAGCAGGUUUGCUCUCUACAGAAGGACGAAGGCCAACGGUGUCAAACCCAGCACAGUCCACAUCCUGACCACUCCCCAGGCCAGCAAGGCGGUGCACUGUAAAGGCCAGCACAGUAUCUCCUACACCCUGUCCAGGAACCACACUGUGGUGGUGGAGUACUGCCAUGACAAAGACACCGACAUGUUUCAGAUCGGCCGCUCCACGGAGAGCCCUAUAGACUUUGUGGUGACGGACACGGUGUCGGGGACCCAGGAGGGAGAGGACACGCCCGUCACCCAGAGCACCAUCUCCCGCUUCGCCUGCAGGGUGGUCUGCGAGCGCACACCCCCCUUCACCGCCCGCAUCUACGCUGCCGGCUUCGACUCCUCCAAGAACAUCUUCCUGGGGGAGAAAGCUGCCAAGUGGAAGAACCCAGAUGGUCACAUGGACGGCCUGACGACCAAUGGGGUGCUGGUGAUGCACCCGAGGGGCGGGUUCACGGAGGAGUCGAAGCCAGGAGUGUGGAGGGAGAUCUCUGUGUGUGGAGACGUUUACACCCUGAGAGAGACGCGCUCGGCCCAGACCAGAGGGAGACUGGUGGAGACAGAGAGCAACGUACUGCUGGACGGCUCCCUGGUGGACCUGUGCGGAGCCACCCUGCUGUGGCGCACGGCCGACGGCCUCUUCCACACCCCCACCCAGAAGCACCUGGAGGCCCUGCGGCAGGAGAUCAACGCGGGGCGUCCGCAGUGCCCCGUGGGCCUCAACACCCUGGCCUUCCCCAGCCUGCAGCGCAGCCGUGCCCUGCCCUCCCUGGAGGACAAGCAGCCCUGGGUGUACCUGGCGUGCGGCCACGUGCACGGCUACCACGACUGGGGCCACCGGUCGGAGCAGGAGCCCAACGCCCAGCGGGAGUGCCCCAUGUGCCGGACGGUGGGGCCGUACGUGGCCCUGUGGCUGGGCUGCGAGCCGGCCUUCUACGUGGACACGGGGGCUCCUACUCAUGCCUUCGUGCCCUGUGGACACGUGUGCUCGGAGAAGUCGGCCAAGUACUGGGCGGAGAUCCCGCUGCCCCACGGCACGCACGCCUUCCACGCCGCCUGCCCCUUCUGCGCCACCCAGCUCAGCCUCACCCAGGGCUGUGCCAAGCUCAUCUUCCAGGGACCCAUCGACUGAUCCGCGGGGGGUCUGUCCCUGGCCCCCGAGUGGGGGGCAGGGAGGGCAGGAGCGCCAACAUGCUGUGAAACUGUUCCCGUUUCCUUUUUGUUUUUUUCUGUUUUUUUUUUUUUAUCACGUGACUGUGGUGGGGAUCCAGGCCUCCCCAGGCAAGCUGGACUGGGGUGUGCACAGCCUCUGUGUGGGCCAAGGCUCCGUGCAGCUUAACCCAGAGGCAGCGGUCCAUAACACUGUGUUUGACUUGGACUUCUUCUGGGUCUUUGGAGGGCCGCGGGGACAAACACAACACACAGAUGUGGAACACACUUGACUUGAGGCUGGACAACCAAACCCUCUCAACUGAACUGUCACACAGCCAUUAGUUUUUCGUUUUCAACAGAGCUGAAACCUCUUUUUCUUUUUUGCUGAUGAUGCUGCUCAUUUCAAGUACAAGGGCUAUGAAAUAAGGGGUGAGAGAGAGUUGUUUGGACUACCCGUCAUGAACCAUCACGUCAGUCCCGUCUUCUUCCAGUGGACAGGGCCGGUCUGGGAUUCUUCCAGUGGACAGGGCCGGUCUGGGAUUCUUCCAGUGGACAGGGCCGGUCUGGGAUUCUUCCAGUGGACAGGGCCGGUCUGGGAUUCUUCCAGUGGACAGGGCCGGUCUGGGAUUCUUCCAGUGGACAGGGCCGGUCUGGGAUUCUUCCAGUGGACAGGGCCGGUCUGGGAUUCUUCCAGUGGACAGGGCCGGUCUGGGAUUCGCCACGCUGGUUCCUGCUGGCUUUGAGAUGAAAGAUUCCUGCAGUGCCCGACAGCUGGCCUGUUGGCUGUGAGAAGGUCAGAGCUAGCCUGCGACGCUCAUCUGGUGGAACAGGCUGCAAGGCCCUAAAGAACAUGGAACCUGGGCACUGACCUGUCUGUUAGCUUGGAGAACUGACCUGAGACUAAAGUCAACACAAAACUUUCUCUGUGUGUACAUAGAUGUAUCCCAGUGCCUAGGAAGCCCAGUGAAUCCUGGGAAUAUUUUUUUGCUAGACUAUUAAAAAAAAAAGCAAUUUGGUGAAGGCGUAGGGUUCGAAUUUUAAAUACAAUGUAAGUAUAAAGAUAUGAAAGCCGAUAUGGGGGUCCCUUUCCACAUUUUUAUCUUUUUAAGAAGUAUUUUACUACACUGAGGCCCGUGUACAGUUUUCUAAUGAAAAUGUUAAUAUAUUUUUCUCUUGUUUAACUAUUGUGUGCAGUAGGUUGAACUGUGCAGGUUUGUUUAAUGUGUCAACACUCUGUAGAGCUCAAUCAGGGCUCCCCCCUCUCCAGUCAAGAAACAAGAGGCUAAGUCAAUCAACAUAGUGAACCAUGAUGGCAAUGAAUGUAUUCCAAUACAUGGAUUCUCCUCACCAACUGUGCUUUAUCCUGAAUUGUAGCUAUUCCUUCAGUGAGAACAGCUCGAUCUGUUUCUAAUCAACGUGCUGCAAAACCGCACAGGCGUCUCAUGACGUCAACAAGGCCUUGUUCAGCAGUUAAGAGAGAGAGUACCUGUUUUAGGAGCGUUCUCUGGGGGCAAAUCCAUCCACACCUGUGAGCUGGUUUUGGUCUCGCCCCGCACUCGAAUUUACUGCGUUCGAUCUGCACUGUUCCAUUCUUAGCUUUAUCUCGUGCUGGGUGCGAUCCAGUGAUUUGUACACUGCAUAGCCUCGCGCAGUCACAGGCAGCAGCAUUACAGGAUUAUACCAAAUAAUAUGAGGCUGGACUGUUUCCUCUCCAGACGCCUCCUUCAACCCAAAGUGUUGCUGUAAACGAACUUGGAACCAAAACUCUGAGAACAGUCUGGUCUUUCCCUCGCUGGCACUGUGCGGCUCACCAGGCGCCGAGGAUCAGAAUAUUAUCUUGCACAAUGCCAAUCUUUUUUUUUUUUUUUUAUCCAAUUGUGGAAAUUGAUUAAGUGGUCCAAAUAAGCUUAUGAAUGAGAACAGACAUUUAAGUUAGUGAAAAGUACAAAGUAAGUACAAAAACUGAAGAUUCGGACAAAUACGUGCUUAACGCUGGCUUGCUCGACCGUGCCCGUAUGUAGACUAAAGUACCAACUGUCGCUAUUCCUAAAUAGUAUAGUGAGCAAGGAGGUUGACGGCGGAGUUAUUAUAGCCACCAAAUGUAAGAGUUAGCCUACAUUAUCAAUCAAUAGCUGUGAAAAUACAUUUUAGAGCUAUACUUUUCAACAACGUUGAAGCCAAAUGAUUUAGACAUUACGUGGGUCUCCGUUGUGCAAACGGGCUCGCUUCCCCGUGACACACGUACUGCAUGGCUGACUGCUGAGACGCCGUUGGGCUCGCUGCCUCAGCGGGGUGAAGCCAUGUUAAACGGCCCGGCAGAGAGAGGGCAAGAGAGGCUUGGUUUUUGUGAUUUCUCUGCGGAGCAGGGUGACAGACGUGUCCUGCUGUAGCAUUCCUUUCAACACUUUAGCUGUACGCGUUACUCUAGUACCUACACAGUUCCCUUCACGGUCCCUUUUACGUGCUCUGUAGCCUACCAACAACAAAAAGCAGCCGCCGUAAACAUUCCCCGUAGAAGACUUGGGUGUGGUCCGUGAUGACCUCCGGCGCCGGGACUGUCUCUGACUUUGUAACUCUGAAUACAGGCCUUGACACGCACUGAUGCCCCCAAAGCCUACUUGCAAAAUAAACAGAAGAAAAAAAAACA
Messenger RNA from Osmerus eperlanus (European smelt), 4215 nucleotides. It is a transcript of the gene peli2, whose product is annotated as pellino E3 ubiquitin protein ligase family member 2. The transcript has 6 exons. The record is from RefSeq and is a predicted model, not a curated record. Bases 274 to 1548 code for a protein of 424 amino acids. Gene Ontology annotation, molecular function: protein binding; ubiquitin protein ligase activity. NCBI's taxonomy places the organism in Eukaryota, Metazoa, Chordata, Actinopteri, Osmeriformes, Osmeridae. Gene Ontology annotation, biological process: protein polyubiquitination; regulation of Toll signaling pathway.